AUGUCUCAAGAGGCUGGUAUGUUUAGUGCCGGCGAUAUAGUUGCAACCCACGACAAGCCCGCAUUUUAUCCGGAAGUGGAAGCACUUCCAUUGCCGCAACACUUUCAAUGGGGAACCGCUACAGCGGCAUAUCAGAUUGAAGGCGGUGCCAGCCAAGAUGGGAAAGGUCCAUCCAUUUGGGAUACGUUCUCCCACCUGAGCCCUUCUCGCACCAACGGACAGAAUGCAGAUAUUACCUGCGACCACUACCACAGAACCACAGCUGACAUCAAGUUGAUGGCCUCCCUGGGGGUGGAUGUGUACCGUUUCUCGAUUGCGUGGUCCCGCAUCAUUCCACUGGGGGGUCGCAACGACCCAAUCAAUGAGCAAGGCAUUGCAUUCUACAGCAAUCUGAUCGAUGAAUUGUUGGCCCAUAACAUUGCACCCGUGGUGACCCUCUACCACUGGGAUGUGCCUCAGGCAAUAUACGACCGAUAUGGAGCCUUUCUCAACACCGAGGAAUUCCAGGCCGACUUUGAAAACUACGCGCAUCUAUGUUUCAGCCGAUUUGGAGAUCGCGUUCGGAAAUGGGUGACAUUCAACGAACCGUAUAUCAUUUCCAUAUUUGCCCACCUCAAUGGAACUCUGGCUCCAGGACACUGCCGUGAGGUCGGCACCGACACGAAAACAGAGCCCUGGAUUGUUGGACACACUAUCAUUCUCUCCCACGCCACAGUCGCGCUGAUGUACGCAAAUACAUUCCGUGAGUCCCAAAAGGGAGAGAUCUCCAUCGUACUGAACGGGCAUUAUUACGAACCGUAUGAUCAAGCGAGUAGCCAAGAUCAGGAAGCCGCCGAGCGCCGAUUGCUCUUUUACAUUGCCUGGUUUGGGGACCCCGUUUUCCUGGGGAAAGACUACCCUGCUGCCAUGCGCACCUACUUGGGGGCCCGCCUCCCUGCGUUCACAGCCAAGCAAUCCGAGCUCCUCCAGCGAGCUGCGCCGGUCAACACAUACUAUGGAAUGAAUCACUACUCCACCAAGUACGUCCGUGCGCUAUCUGAUCCGCCGGCUGAUGAUGACUGGACUGGCAACACGGAGGAGCUGUCCAUGAACAGCGAGGGUAAAGAGAUCGGGCCGGUCUCGGGCGUGGCUUGGCUUCGGGUUGCUCCAGAAGGCUUUCGAAAGUUGCUGAAUUGGAUCUGGAAGCGGUACCAACUGCCUAUUAUUGUCACGGAGAAUGGGUGUCCUUGUCCAGGCGAGGACGAUGUCUCCACGGCCGUGGAUGAUAAAUUUCGACAGUGGUACUUUGGCUUGUACCUAGAUGCGAUUUCUCGUGCUAUCUACGAGGAUGGGAUUGCCGUUGAUGGAUACUAUGCGUGGAGUUUGAUGGAUAACUACGAAUGGUCUGCUGGUUAUGGGCCUCGCUUUGGCAUUGUGCAUGUGGAUUUUGAGACUUUGGAGCGGACGACAAAGAAUUCGGGAUAUUAUUUGCGAGAUACUUUCAUCGAACGUAGAAGGCUAUCAUUGUAA
Penicillium verhagenii is the source of this 1509-nucleotide messenger RNA. RefSeq names its product glycoside hydrolase family 1 protein. The record is from RefSeq and is a predicted model, not a curated record. The transcript has 2 exons. Lineage: Eukaryota; Fungi; Ascomycota; Eurotiomycetes; Eurotiales; Aspergillaceae. The coding region runs from base 1 to 1509 and encodes 502 amino acids. Gene Ontology annotation, molecular function: beta-glucosidase activity. Gene Ontology annotation, biological process: carbohydrate metabolic process.